This is a messenger RNA of Aspergillus steynii IBT 23096, 2019 nucleotides long. Its product is annotated as putative C6 transcription factor (Gal4). The transcript is spliced from 7 exons. The coding region runs from base 1 to 2019 and encodes 672 amino acids. Gene Ontology annotation, cellular component: nucleus. Gene Ontology annotation, molecular function: RNA polymerase II cis-regulatory region sequence-specific DNA binding; DNA-binding transcription factor activity, RNA polymerase II-specific; zinc ion binding. NCBI's taxonomy places the organism in Eukaryota, Fungi, Ascomycota, Eurotiomycetes, Eurotiales, Aspergillaceae. The record is from RefSeq and is a predicted model, not a curated record. Gene Ontology annotation, biological process: positive regulation of transcription from RNA polymerase II promoter by galactose; DNA-templated transcription.
AUGGCCAGCACUCGAGAUUCCCACUCAUACGCCUGCGAUGAGUGUCGCUUGCGAAAAUCCAAGUGUUCGAAGGAGAAGCCAGUUUGCGCUCAAUGCAAGCAGUUGGGCAAGGAGUGCAAAUACAGCCCCAAGAUAACUAGAAGUCCUCUAACGCGACAGCACCUAACCUAUGUCGAAGACCGUUUGCUCGCUUUCGAAACAGCCCUAGGGAGGCUGUUCCCGGGAGGUGAUUUGGAUGCAACGGUUCGUUCUCUAUUACACGAUCAAGAUGGCCCGAAACCCGGGUCGUCUUCCAAAUCCUCAUCCCGACAUUCGACUCCCGCUAAAACUGAGGCGGAUCGUACCGAACCAGCUCCGGAAGCCCUGCCGCAGAAGGCUGAUGGGUUUGAUUGGACUGAGAACAAAAUUACCGUUGGGGACUUAACGGAUGGCAUGGCCUCCUUAUCUAUCAAGCCUGAAGGAACUGGCUAUUUUGGUGCAUCCUCCAGUGUCGUCCCGCUUCGGGCGUUGCUGAAACAUGGGUUCGACCUGAAUUUCCCUGCUGGGUCAUCAAGGUCACACAUCGGCCCGGAAGGGGUACCUUUGAAGUCGCAACUUUUAAACACCGCGCCCUCGGGAGUUGUCGAACAGGCUUUCAUAGACGCAUUCUUUCUCAAUUACCACUCCAGUUACCCGUUCGUGCAUGAAGCUACGUUUAGGGCGCAGUUUUAUGAGCAAGCCCCGCGUCGCCAUGGCCAGGUGUGGCAAAUCCUCUUGAACACCAUAUUGGCUCUUGGGGCAUGGAGCAUUGGCGAUGACAACUCAGACCUGGAUAUUACAUUCUACCAGGAAGCUAGAAGUCAUCUACAGCAGGUGUCCGUGUUUGAGACCGGAAAUCUAACUCUCGUCCAAGCCCUCCUUCUGCUAAGCAACUAUGCGCAGAAGAGAAACAAGCCUAACACGGGCUGGAAUUUCCUGGGCUUGGCUGUGAGGAUGGCGAUGAGUCUUGGUCUUCACAAGGAGUUCCAUGGGUGGAAAAUUAGCCUUCUUCAGCGAGAGAUCCGAAGACGAUUGUGGUGGGGUGUGUUUAUGUUCGAUAGUGGUGCUGCGAAGACGUUUGGUCGACCCAUUCUGUUGCCUGAGGACAAAGUCAUGGAUGCGAAGCAUGUCAUGAAUAUUCACGACGAGGCUCUCACCUCGACGACAACAACAUUACCCGCCGAAGCUAACGGACCGACUCUCUAUUCGGGCCUCAUUGCUCAGACCAGAUUCCAUUUACUCACAAAUAGUGUCUACCAGCGCCUAAUUUCUACACCACCUUUGACGCCAGAGGAAACCUUGGGUCUUCAAAAACCGAUGGAAGAGUGGUACAACAGUCUCCCGCAUUAUUUCAAGCAACCCCCUCCGUUAUCAGAAUCAGACCCAUUUGCUUUGGUCCGCAGCCGACUCUUGUGGAGAGACUGGAACCUGAGGAUUCUGGUUUACCGGCCAAUCUUGCUUCGCUGGGCGUCUAGAAGGUGGACUCCGAACACAUCCUCUGAACAUGAGGAGGAUCCCCUUGAGGCCGAUUGCCGAAUGCUCUGUCUUCGGAAUGCACGCUUGACCAUUUCCUCAAUUACGGACUUUGUCAACAAACAUAUCUGCACGAGAAUUGGUGCAUGGUAUAUGCUAUAUUUCCUAUUCCAGGCUGGGAUUAUACCUAUAAUCCUGCUUAUGACGGAUCCUACGAGUGCAGAAGCCCCGGCCUGGCUCCAGGAUAUCGAGGCGACCAAAAGCCUCUUAAUGAACCCGUCCCUCAGUAACCACCGUCUUGCCACCCGCUAUCUAGAAGUCGUCAACCGACUCUGUUCCCCGGCAUACACGGCCUCAGUCGCCAAUGGGUCGACACAACAACCGCCGAUCAUGAUGCAGUUCUCCGACCAGCUUUUCAAUGACCCCACCAUGGGAUACAUGUUUCCGGACGUCGACCAAGAACUGAAUAUCGGGGGCAUGGAUUUCUCUGACUGGGUUAACUUUGCGCCACAAGGGGAUUUCGCCUGA